AUGUCCGAGCCAGUUCCCAAGAAGGGGCUUGCCGACAAGCUCGAGAAGAAGCGCAAGAGACAAGCGGACGAAUCAACCGAAGACAAGCCCGAAGCAGCCACCGCAGCUCCGGCAGCAGCGCAAGACGGUCCGAGCAAGAAGAAGCGCAAGAACAAGAAGAACAAGAAGAAGACCGAGGAUGAUGUGACGAACCAGGACCGCAAGGACGGGAUCGACCAGUCUAUCGGGAGGAUGAAUGGGUCUCUGCUGGCGGAUUACUUUGCUCAGCGCGCAAAGAAGCUCGAUAAGGAGCUUUCUGCCGUUGAGUUGAAUGAUAUUUCGGUUCCUGAGUCCGCGUUCCUCGAUACUACCUCGUUCGAAUCGACCCGGUCAUUGGAACAGCUUCCUGCUUUUCUCAAGAAAUUCAGUCCCAAGGGUGCCGACUUGUCCAAGUCUUCUCAGAAGGAGGGUACUCCCCAUACACUAGUGAUCUCUGCUGCCGCGCUCAGGGCUGCGGAUGUCGUCAGAGCGCUUCGGUCCUUCCAGAACAAGGAGUCUAUCGUUGGAAAAUUGUUUGCGAAACACAUCAAGUUGGAAGAGGCCAAGCAGUUCCUCCAACGCGCCAGGACGGGGAUUGGUGCUGGUACACCACAGAGACUGUCUGAUUUGUUGGAGUCCGGAACCCUCAAAGUGGACGAACUGGAGCGCAUUGUCAUUGACGGAUCCCACAUUGACCAAAAGCAGCGUGGCAUCUUCGAUAUGAAGGAGACACAUCUGCCUCUCUUGAAGCUCCUGACUCGGCCAGAGCUUCGGGACCGGUACGGAUCGAAGAAGAACAAGAUCCAGAUCUUGAUGUUUUGA
This is a messenger RNA of Penicillium argentinense, 840 nucleotides long. RefSeq lists its product as uncharacterized. Gene Ontology annotation, cellular component: 90S preribosome; nucleus. Lineage: Eukaryota; Fungi; Ascomycota; Eurotiomycetes; Eurotiales; Aspergillaceae. Bases 1 to 840 code for a protein of 279 amino acids. The transcript is spliced from 5 exons. The record is from RefSeq and is a predicted model, not a curated record.